Messenger RNA from Gambusia affinis (western mosquitofish), 3746 nucleotides. Its product is annotated as ectonucleotide pyrophosphatase/phosphodiesterase family member 2-like. Gene Ontology annotation, molecular function: phosphodiesterase I activity; phosphatidylcholine lysophospholipase A1 activity; polysaccharide binding. Gene Ontology annotation, biological process: immune response; phosphatidylcholine catabolic process. The transcript is spliced from 25 exons. The record is from RefSeq and is a predicted model, not a curated record. Bases 16 to 2622 code for a protein of 868 amino acids. NCBI's taxonomy places the organism in Eukaryota, Metazoa, Chordata, Actinopteri, Cyprinodontiformes, Poeciliidae.
UGAGAGUGUGUUGUAAUGCCAGGCUGGUUGCUGUCCCCUCAGUGUGUGUGGAUGCUGUCGGUGCUGUGCAGCUCAGACCUGUGUUGGGGCUUUGUCUCCGGCCGGCCCAAGCGCUCAGGAGAGGACGGGACCGCAGCCAGGAUGGAGUAUCUCUCCGGGUCGCUCUACAUACCGACCUCUGGCUCCUGCAGGAACAGAUGUUAUGAGCUAGUGGAGGCCACGCCCCCAAACUGUCGCUGUGACAACCUGUGUAAGACCUACAAGAGCUGCUGCUCUGACUUCAACCAGCUCUGCGUCCGGACAGAGGGAGGUUAUGAAUGCAGCAAGGAUCGAUGUGGCGAGACCCGGAAUGAACAGCACGCCUGCCACUGCUCUGAUGACUGCCUCGCCAGGGGAGACUGCUGCACCAACUACGGGAAGCUGUGCAGAGGAGACACUUCCUGGCUGCAGGCUAAAUGUGAGGAAAUCAGGAGCCCAGAAUGUCCUGCUGGGUUUGCGCGCCCACCUCUCAUCGUACUGUCUCUGGAUGGGUUCAGAGCAUCUUACAUGAAGAAGGGGAGCUCCAUCAUACCCAACAUCAUAAAACUCAGAAAUUGUGGAACCCACGCUCCUUACAUGAGGCCUGUUUAUCCUUCCAAAACCUUUCCUAACCUCUAUUCAAUGUCAACAGGUCUCUAUCCAGAGUCUCAUGGCAUCGUUGGAAACACUAUGUAUGACCCAACAUUUAAUGCAACAUUCAACCUGAUGACCAAUGAAAAGCUGAACCACCGCUGGUGGGGAGGACAACCAAUUUGGAUCACUGCCCUCAGACAGGGACUGAAAGCUGCCCCCUUCUUCUGGCCUGUGGCCAUUCCUUUGGAGAGGAGGAUCCUGACUUUGCUGCAGUGGCUCCAUCUCCCUGAAGGAGAGAGGCCCUAUGUUUAUGCCAUGCACUCUGAGGAACCAGACGCUUCUGGACACAAAAUGGGCCCAAUGAGUGCAGACCUUAACAAUGUUCUGAGGGCAAGUGAUCGGAUUGUGGGUCAGCUGAUGGACGGACUCAAGCAGAUGAAACUGCAUCGAUGUGUCAACAUCAUCCUGGUGGGAGACCACGGUAUGGAAGAGGCUCACUGUGAUCGCACAGAGUUCCUCAGCAACUACAUGACCACAGUUGAUGACAUCAGCCUCAUCCCUGGGUCUCAUGGCAGAAUACGCUCCCGAUAUCCCAGCAACCCCAAUCAUAACCCCAAAGCUGUUGUUGCAAAUCUAACAUGUAAGAAGGCAGAGCAGCACUUUAAGCCGUACCUGAAGCAGCACCUGCCUAAGAGACUGCACUACGCCAACAAUCGACGUAUUGAAGACAUCCACCUGCUGGUGGACAGGAAGUGGCUUGUGGCCAAGAAACCCCCAGUGGGGAGGAGAUCCUGUGGAUCCUUAGGCGACCAUGGAUAUGACAAUAAGAUCAACAGCAUGCAGACUAUUUUUUGUGGCUAUGGACCCUCAUUUAAAUUCAAGACCAAAGUUCCAGCCUUUGAAAACAUUGAACUGUAUAACGUAAUGUGUGAUCUCCUGGGUCUUAUACCAGCUCCAAACAAUGGAACUCAUGGCAGUCUGAACCGCCUGCUGAGAAGACCGACUUUUAGACCCACCAUGCCAGAGGAGGUGUCCAGGCCGACGGCCUCCAAGCUUGCUCCUAUGGCAACAGAUAACUUGGUCUGCAACUGCGAUGAAAAGGUGUCUGCUGAAAGGCUGAACGUGAAGAGAGAUUUUCUUUUUCCAUUAACGAACAAAGUGGAGGAGCUAAACCGGCGAUUGAGGCAAGCUAUUAAUGACAGCAGGAACCUGCCGUACGACCGACCUGCUGUCCUCUUCCAUGCCAAAUACUCCAUCCUACAUCACAGCGACUACAUCAGCAGCUACAGUGAAGCCCUGUUCAUGCCCCUCUGGACAUCCUACACCGUCAGCAGACAGGUACAGUGGUUUCGUCUGCCUCAGUCUCUGCCCAACUGUGUAAGACCGGAUCCCAGAGUCCCACCGGCCCUCAGCCCGUCGUGUUCCAACUACAAAGCAGAGAAACAUGUCACAUAUGCCUUCUUGUACCCGCCGCAGCUUUCCUCAAACCUGGAGAAAAAAAAAGAGGCUAUCCUCAUCACCAACACUGUGCCCAUGUAUUCUGCAUUUAAGAGAAUCUGGAUUUACUUUCAGAGAGCUCUGGUGAAGAAAUACGCCACUGAGAGGAACGGACUGAACCUUCUUGUUGGACCCAUCUUUGACUACAAUUAUGAUGGAGUCAGAGACUCGGCUGAGACAAUCAGAGACCAUGUGAGCGGAGCUGUCCCAAUACCGACUCAUUACUUCGUGGUCCUGACCAGCUGCCUGGAUUUCAGACAGCCUGCAGACUCAUGCAAUGGUGCACUGAGAAGCGCCGCUUUCAUCCUGCCACACCGACCCAACAACGCCGAAACCUGCAACAGGUCUGAGGAUUGUUCCCGCUGGGUGGAGGACCUGAUGAAGAUGCACACGGCCCGGAUCAGAGAUGUGGAGCUACUCACAGGCCUGGACCUGUACCGGAGAACCAGCCGGAGCUACACUGAGAUCCUCUCCUUAAAAACAUACAUGUACACAUAUGAGAGCGAGAUCUGACCUCUGCUGACCUUUUCUGCAGCUGUGGUGGAGAAAUGUGGCACACACUCCUAUCUCUGUCUGUCUAUGUACAGCUAUCACACCACUGAACCGUUCCAAAACUGUGCAAAGGUCUUCAAUCAUUCCUCAACUCACCUUCCUGUUGAAGAUCAUGUAGCCUUUCCAUUCCCUGAAGGACUUUCUAGAGUAGCAGAGAUACAAUUUUACAUCCUCUUGGCACCUUAGUAUAAACACCCUGCUCUAAAAAAUCAGUUUGUUUGCACUUUUUCUUUUAAGCUACACAUCACACUCAAAGCAUCCCAGAUUGAAAGGUAUAAUAAUCAUAUUUUUGCACUUAUGUAAGUCCUGAGCAGGAGUUAUGUUACACCUCAACCUUCCAAAGUUGGUUUAAAGGCUGUUGCCUCUGCACUUUGUUGCCCCUGCAUCCCAUCAGCUAAAGCUGGAGUCUAAAGAAUCUUCUCUGCAGCAGCUCCAGGUUUGGAUUGUUUCAGAGCAUCAAAAAAAUGUUAAUAUCAAACAAAAAUAUUCUGUUUGUAAACCUGUGGCUCUUUAUCUUAUUCACCAAGCCAGAGAUUUUAAUAUUAAUCAACUGGCACUAAUACUUCCGACUCUACUUUACAGUCCCACAUAUGUUGGUUUCUUUCAGAACUGUUGUUACACAGUACAUGAAUAUUCUAAUUAGCUUAAUGAAAAUCAUGUGGAAUUUGUGUUAAUCAUCCAUCCUCAAUACCUGCUUAGUUCCUGCAGGGGGAGCCUGUCUGCAGGGGUAUGUGUACUCUCCCUGCAGGUCACCAGUAGACACACACACACACUCAAAGCUUAGCACAAUGAGGUUCCGUUAGAAGCUGUGAGAUGAGUUGCAGUUUUACCACUUCACCAUUCUUAGAAAAUAAUCCACAGGCUAAUAUGGAAUCACUCUGGCUGGAGAAUAUUGAAUAAACCUGAUCUGUAUACCACCCUUUAUAAGAAAGCCUUUGAUUUUAAUUGCAAUAUAAUGGUAAUGAUGUGUCUGUGUUUGUGAGGUUGUGUGUGUGGUUGUGUGUGUGAUGUGACUUUGAUUUGUGCACAAUUAAAUUUGUUGAUUAAAAUAAAAGUUUGAUCAAAAACACCAUCUGUGAAUUCAA